Colletotrichum paranaense is the source of this 276-nucleotide messenger RNA. RefSeq lists its product as uncharacterized. Lineage: Eukaryota; Fungi; Ascomycota; Sordariomycetes; Glomerellales; Glomerellaceae. The transcript has a single exon. The record is from RefSeq and is a predicted model, not a curated record. The coding region runs from base 1 to 276 and encodes 91 amino acids.
AUGUUUCGCACAGCACAUGGGUACACCACUGGCGAACAUGACUUCAAUCCAAACUCCUCAACCCUAGCAAACCGACGACCACAGCUGGUUGGCUACAUAGGCAGCGAUGGCACACAACCUUGGCCAUCCGAAGAUCUAAAUCUCAAGAAGCACAGGAAAGAAUGGUAUUCUGAAGCAGAACUGCACAGGCUAGUCAGAGAUGGCCAAGAGAAGUUUCAACCGACGCCAAUAUCUUCAGAUCGCUUUGCUGAAAUUCUGAGAGCAGUCGCGGUCUAG